GGCAGCAGUGUGAGACGGUGGUGAAAGCUCUCGAUGCCCAAAGCCCCGUCAGCGUGAAGCCUGGAGAAAUGCUGCUGCUGACGGCCCUGCUAAUGGUGCUGCCCCAGGCCUGGGCAUGUCCUCCACAGAAAGCAGAUUAUGUUGUGGUCUCCUGCUUUCCAAACAUGAUCAUCGCCAAUGUACCCGAAUGUCCCUAUGGCUGGGAGAUCGAGCAGCUCUCCCUGGGGGGGAUCUGCUACACGGGGGUCAUCAGUGCUGGGUACUACCGCUUCACUGUCCCGGACCUGACCCCCAGGAACCACUCCUACUGUGGGACCCAGUCUGAGUAUAUGGAUGGUAAGGAUCCCAAAUACGUGUUUUACAACUAUAUCAUCUCCAACGACACCUCUCUCACGGUGAGGAACCAGCCUGUGAACUACUCCUUCAGCUGCACCUACAGGGCUGCCUACUUGGUGAAUAACGCUGUGUUCAGCCAGAGAGUGGCCACCGUUUAUGUGAACAACGGGAGCGUAGGCUCUUUUAAAACUCAGUUGUCUAUGAACGUGUUCACUAACUCCAAGUUCCUGUACGCCAAGGACGCGCCCUAUGUCAUCGACACAUCCGAAAUUGGCUCAGAGGUCUUCAUAGGCAUCGAGGCCAAGGGCCUCAGUAGCCGAUUCAAAGUGGUCAUUAACAACUGCUGGGCCACUCCCUCUCCUUACUCUACGGACAAGAAGAGGUGGAGCCUCAUAAUUAACAGCUGCUCCUCAGACCAGACUGUGACCAUCUUUGAGAACGCCAAAGACACCCGCUCCAUGUUCAAGUUCAACUCCUUCCGCUUUCAGCGUCUGGAGAAAGUCUCAACUGUCUGGCUCCACUGUGAGGUCAACAUCUGUGAUGGAGAAAAGCUGUUCUGCCAGCCAGCCCCAUGCACAACCAGAAGCGUGCAGAAGCAUGUGGACUCCAGCGGGGGGGUGCUCACCAUGGAGUUUCAGCUCUCAGCUGCAGAGUCGUCCAGUGAGGGACAUCUUGUAGGUAAUUUCUCACAUUUUUAUUUCUCUGGAUGGACCCACGGACCACAUCAGUUUUUGAUUACUGGAGAAGCCUCCCACUCUUUUUAUGUGUCUGAAUAG
This is a messenger RNA of Paramormyrops kingsleyae, 1112 nucleotides long. It is a transcript of the gene tectb, whose product is annotated as tectorin beta. Gene Ontology annotation, molecular function: extracellular matrix structural constituent. The record is from RefSeq and is a predicted model, not a curated record. Lineage: Eukaryota; Metazoa; Chordata; Actinopteri; Osteoglossiformes; Mormyridae.